Molecule: messenger RNA, 1346 nt
Organism: Drosophila yakuba
Lineage: Eukaryota; Metazoa; Arthropoda; Insecta; Diptera; Drosophilidae
Gene: gNacalpha
Product: nascent polypeptide-associated complex subunit alpha
Exons: 1
Coding region: 217-1233 (338 amino acids)
Biological process (GO): protein targeting to membrane
Cellular component (GO): nascent polypeptide-associated complex; cytoplasm
Source: RefSeq, a predicted model, not a curated record
CUUUUGAUAUGAAAAUACCCCUCAAAAAGUAAAGCGACGUGUGAAGCAGCCUUUUUCGAAGUGGUUAUCGUUGCGUGUAGACCAGCCCCAGCUGUCAAUCGACUGGAAGUUUCACCUCUGGUAUUUCCUGUCUCUCCAGCAAAGUCACUUCCCUGCAAAUCUUUUGGCGAACUUGAGCUCGCAAAUCCCUCAAAUAAAUAUUCAUAAUUCCUCGACAUGGGUAAGAAACAGAAGAUGAAGAAGGCUGCUCAGGUGGCGGCGCAGAUGGCGACCGCCGCCGCGAAGCUGGAAAAGGAGGUGGCUACCAAGGAAAAGCCCACUGAAGACGCCACUCCGGCACCAUGUUGCAGUGGCAAGAAGAAGCAGCCCAAGGAAACGCAACGAAAAGACGCAGCGAAAGGAGUUCAGGAGGAGCUCGCCAAGCUGGAAGACGCCGUGGAUGCCCAGAAGAAGGCUCCUCCAGGCUUUAGCGGUGCCAAGGGCAAGCCCCACAUCAUGGGUCACAUGGACCCGGCGUACCGCAAUAAGAUCAAGAAGCUAAUGAGCCUGGCCCAGCAGCUGCCGCCCAAUGUGUUCGAUCUGCAGAGUCCGCAGAAGGAGAAGCGCACCACCGCCGAGAACUCCAGCGCGGAUGAGGAUGACCGGAGCACGGACAGCGAUGACGCACCCGAUCUGGUGGAAGCUGAUCCAAAGGCGGCCGAACCGGAGGAUCUGGGCCAACUCGGAUCGCUGGCUGUGCGACCCGGCGAUGGACCAAAGCAUACGCGGGGCGAGAAGAAGGCGCGCCGAAUUCUCAUGAAGCUGGACCUGAAGCCCGUCGAGAACGUGGUCCGCGUGACCAUGAAGAAGAGCAAGAACAUGCUGUUGUACAUCAAUCAGCCGGACGUCUUCCGAGUGGCGCACUCGCAGACGUACAUCUUCUUCGGCGAGAUCGGCGUGGAGGACAUCAGCAGCUCGGCAGCCGCCAAGGCGGCCGAGCGAUUCCGUGGCCCCUCGCCUACUGGGGGCCAGGAUGAUAAGGCGGAUGUGAAAGCUCCUGGCGGGCCGUCCGUGGCCGACGAAGACGACGAGGACGAUGGCGACGACGUGGACGUGGACGACCAGGGCUUGGACGUGAAGGACAUCGAACUGGUGCAGAUGCAGGCCGCGUGCUCGCGCAAAAAGGCCAUCCAGGCGCUGCUGAAGAACGACAACGAUGUGGUCAACGCCAUCAUGGCCCUAACUGUGGGCUAAGUCGCUCUGUUGGCUCCUUUGCAUCCAAAUUCUUUUCAACAUUCUUUGAAAUACAUUUCCUUUCCUACGUGUUCAUGCUCAUUGUAAUUAAAUGCUUACAUUCAAAUCGUAAA